Molecule: messenger RNA, 11817 nt
Organism: Dipodomys spectabilis (banner-tailed kangaroo rat)
Lineage: Eukaryota; Metazoa; Chordata; Mammalia; Rodentia; Heteromyidae
Gene: Tnrc6b
Product: trinucleotide repeat containing adaptor 6B
Exons: 25
Coding region: 326-5752 (1808 amino acids)
Biological process (GO): miRNA-mediated post-transcriptional gene silencing; positive regulation of nuclear-transcribed mRNA poly(A) tail shortening
Cellular component (GO): P-body; nucleoplasm
Molecular function (GO): nucleic acid binding
Source: RefSeq, a predicted model, not a curated record
GAGGCGGAGGGGAAAGUUUGUUUAUUUUGUUUUUAGUUUCUGGGGUCCCCGUGCUUCAGGAAGGUGAAGCGGGAGAGAGCGACCCCCCCGCGCCCCUCAGUCCCUCAGCGACGUCGCCUCCAUAGCCGGCGGAGAAGCGAGAGCCGCGGUCAUCGCCCGGCCCCACAGCGGACCGCCGCGCUCUGGAAGCCGGCGCGGCUCGGCGGGUUUUGGUUUUUUGCACUGAAUGUAACUUAGACUCAUCGUCUCUGGCUGGUGUUGCCCCUGGAUACUGUCAAAGGCAGUAUUUUGCAUUUCUGCAAAGUUUUGCACAGUGUCUGUUCCCAUGCAAACCAAUGAAGGAGAAGUGUCGGAAGAAAGCAGUUCCAAGGUGGAACAGGAGGAUUUUGUAAUGGAAGGGCAUGGCAAGACUCCACCUCCUGGUGAAGAAAGCAAACAAGAGAAGGAGCAAGAAAGGGAAGAACAGUUAAUGGAAGACAAGAAAAGGAAGAAAGAGGAUAAGAAGAAAAAGGAAGCCACUCAGAAGGUCACGGAACAAAAAACCAAAGUGCCCGAAGUGACGAAACCAAGUUUAAGCCAACCAACGGCCGCCAGCCCAAUUGGCAGCUCUCCAUCGCCACCAGUCAAUGGUGGCAACAAUGCCAAAAGGGUGGCCGUGCCGAACGGACAGCCGCCAAGCGCCGCCCGCUACAUGCCUCGGGAGGUGCCGCCGCGAUUCCGUUGCCAGCAGGACCACAAAGUGUUACUAAAACGUGGGCAGCCCCCUCCACCGUCCUGCAUGCUCCUCGGGGGCGGGGCGGGGCCUCCUCCCUGCACAGCACCUGGAGCAAACCCAAACAACGCACAAGUGACAGGAACGCUGCUGCAGAGCGAGAGUGGGACUGCGCCAGAGUCAACCCUUGGAGGUGCUGCUGCUUCAAAUUAUGCAAAUUCCACUUGGGGCCCGGGAGCCUCCUCCAACAACGGCACCUCCCCCAACCCAAUUCACACCUGGGACAAGGUGAUUGUAGACGGGUCUGACAUGGAAGAGUGGCCUUGUAUUGCCAGCAAAGACACUGAAUCUUCUUCCGAAAACACCACCGAUAACAACAGUGCCUCAAACCCUGGCUCUGAGAAGAGCACUCUGCCAGGAAGCACCACUAGUAACAAAGGCAAAGGGAGCCAGUGCCAGUCUGCAAGUUCUGGGAACGAAUGUAAUCUUGGGGUUUGGAAAUCUGACCCUAAGGCUAAAUCUGUUCAAUCUUCCAACUCUACUCCAGAGAGCAACAAUGGACUAGGAAAUUGGAGGAAUGUGAGUGGUCAGGAUCGAAUUGGACCUGGCUCUGGCUUCAGCAACUUUAACCCAAAUAGCAACCCAUCUGCCUGGCCAGCACUGGUCCAAGAAGGAACUUCUAGGAAAGGGGCAUUGGAAACAGAUACCAGUAAUUCCGGUGCACAGGUUAGCACAGUAGGUCAGGCAUCCAGGGAACAGCAGUCAAAGAUGGAAAAUGCGGGUGUUAAUUUUGUUGUCUCUGGCAGAGAACAGGCUCAAAUUCAUAACACUGAUGGACCAAAAAGUGGAAACACUAACUCCUUGAACUUAAGUUCACCAAACCCCAUGGAGAAUAAGGGAAUGCCCUUCGGAAUGGGCUUGGGGAACACCUCCAGGAGCACUGAUGCCCCUUCACAAAGCACUGGAGAUCGAAAGACUGGGAGUGUUGGAUCUUGGGGUGCAGCUAGGGGUCCUUCUGGAACUGACACAGUCUCUGGACAAAGUAAUUCUGGAAACAAUGGGAACAAUGGAAAAGAGAGAGAGGACUCCUGGAAAGGAGCUUCUGUUCAGAAAUCAAGUGGGUCAAAAAAUGACUCUUGGGACAAUAAUAACAGGUCUACGGGUGGGUCCUGGAACUUUGGCCCUCAGGACUCUAAUGACAACAAAUGGGGUGAAGGGAACAAAAUGACAUCUGGGGUCUCUCAGGGAGAAUGGAAACAGCCGACUGGGUCUGAUGAGUUGAAAAUUGGAGAAUGGAGUGGUCCAAACCAACCAAAUUCUAGCACUGGAGCAUGGGACAAUCAAAAGGGCCACCCCCUCCCUGAAAACCAAGGCAAUGCCCAGGCUCCCUGUUGGGGAAGAUCUUCCAGCUCCACAGGAAGUGAAGUUGGAGGACAAAGCACUGGAAGCAACCACAAAGCAGGAAGUAGCGACAGUCAUAAUUCUGGCCGUCGGUCGUACAGGCCUACACAUCCUGAUUGCCAGGCUGUCUUGCAGACUCUUUUGAGCCGAACUGAUUUGGACCCCAGGGUGCUCUCAAACACUGGCUGGGGCCAAACUCAAAUUAAGCAGGACACAGUGUGGGAUAUUGAAGAGGUGCCAAGGCUUGAGGGGAAAUCGGACAAAGGAACUGAGGGGUGGGAGAGCGCUGCCACACAGACCAAGAACUCAGGGGGCUGGGGAGAUGCACCCAGCCAAAGCAAUCAAAUGAAGUCUGGAUGGGGGGAGCUCUCAGCCUCUACAGAAUGGAAAGACCCCAAGAACACAGGAGGCUGGAAUGACUAUAAGAACAACAACUCUUCUAACUGGGGAGGAGGAAGACCAGAUGACAAGACUCCUUCCUCUUGGAAUGAGAAUUCCAGCAAGGAUCAGGGGUGGGGAGGAAGCCGCCAGCCCAAUCAAGGGUGGACUUCUGGGAAGAAUGGUUGGGGAGAGGAAGUUGAUCAAACGAAAAGCAGCAAUUGGGAAAGUACUGCAAAUAAGCCUGUGUCUGGGUGGGGUGAAGGAGGACAGAAUGAAAUUGGAACUUGGGGUAAUGGGGGGAAUGCAAGCCUAGCUUCGAAAGGUGGGUGGGAAGAUUGCAAAAGAUCCCCCGCAUGGAAUGACACAGGCAGACAGCCCAAUUCCUGGAAUAAACAACACCAACCGCCGCAGCCACCACAGCAGCCACCGCCACCACAACCAGAGGCGUCUGGUUCAUGGGGAGGACCGCCCCCACCACCUCCGGGCAGUGUUCGACCUUCCAAUUCCAACUGGAGCAGUGGGCCUCAGCCCACAGCCCCUAAGGAUGAGGAACCCAGUGGUUGGGAAGAGCCAUCCCCACAGUCAAUUAGUCGAAAGAUGGACAUUGACGAUGGUACCUCAGCAUGGGGAGACCCUAACAGUUACAACUACAAGAAUGUGAACCUGUGGGAUAAGAAUUCCCAAGGUGGCACAGCACCUCGAGAACCAAACCUGCCCACCCCCAUGACCGGAAAAUCACCAUCAGUCUGGAGCAAAAGCACACCACCUGCUCCAGAUAAUGGGACAUCAGCCUGGGGUGAGCCGAAUGAAAGCAGUCCUGGAUGGGGCGAAAUGGAUGAUGCGGGCGCAUCGACCACAGGAUGGGGGAACACACCUGCCAGCGCUCCCAAUGCCAUGAAACCCAAUUCCAAAUCUAUGCAAGAUGGCUGGGGGGAGAGUGAUGGGCCGGUCACAGGAACUCGCCAUCCCAGCUGGGAAGAGGAGGACGAUGGAGGAGUCUGGAACACCACCGGCUCUCAGGGAAGUGCUUCCUCCCACAACUCAGCAAGCUGGGGACAAGGAGGGAAGAAGCAAAUGAAGUGCUCACUCAAAGGAGGAAACAAUGAUUCAUGGAUGAAUCCUCUCGCCAAACAGUUUUCAAAUAUGGGAUUGCUGAGUCAAACUGAAGAUAAUCCAAGCAGCAAAAUGGAUUUGUCUGUAGAUAAAAAAUUUGAUGUGGACAAGCGAGCAAUGAAUCUCGGGGAUUUUAAUGAUAUCAUGAGGAAAGAUCGAUCUGGGUUCCGUCCACCUAAUUCCAAAGACUUGGGAACCACAGACAGUGGGCCUUAUUUUGAGAAGGGCGGCAAUCAUGGUUUAUUUGGAAACAGCACAGCACAAUCGAGGGGCCUGCACACACCAGUGCAGCCGCUGAGUUCUUCUCCUGGUCUCCGGGCGCAAGUGCCUCCCCAGUUUAUCUCCCCCCAGGUUUCUGCCUCAAUGCUCAAGCAGUUUCCCAACAGUGGCCUGAAUCCAGGUCUUUUCAACGUGGGGCCCCAGUUAUCUCCUCAACAAAUUGCCAUGCUGAGCCAGCUUCCACAAAUCCCCCAGUUCCAGUUGGCUUGUCAGCUUCUCCUGCAGCAGCAGCAGCAGCAGCAGUUGCUACAGAACCAGAGAAAGAUUUCUCAAGCAGUGCGCCAGCAGCAAGAGCAGCAGCUGGCUCGAAUGGUGAGCGCACUACAGCAGCAGCAACAGCAGCAACAACGGCCACCGAGCAUGAAGCACUCACCCUCUCAUCCGGUUGGGCCCAAGCCACAUCUGGACAACAUGGUACCCAACGCACUGAAUGUGGGGCUACCAGACCUUCAGACCAAAGGGCCAAUCCCUGGAUAUGGUUCUGGCUUCAGCUCUGGCGGUAUGGACUAUGGCAUGGUUGGUGGGAAGGAGGCUGGGACUGAGUCUCGUUUCAAACAGUGGACCUCCAUGAUGGAAGGACUGCCCUCUGUGGCCACACAGGAAGCCACCAUGCACAAAAACGGCGCUAUAGUGGCCCCUGGUAAAACCCGAGGAGGGUCACCAUACAACCAGUUUGAUAUCAUCCCAGGUGACACGCUGGGUGGCCAUACGGGUCCUGCUGGUGAUAGCUGGUUACCUGCCAAAUCUCCACCAACAAAUAAAAUUGGAAGUAAAUCCAGCAAUGCCAGUUGGCCUCCAGAAUUCCAACCAGGAGUGCCAUGGAAAGGUAUCCAAAAUAUUGACCCUGAAUCUGAUCCCUAUGUCACCCCAGGAAGUGUGCUGGGGGGUACAGCCACAUCUCCCAUUGUAGAUACUGACCACCAACUGCUGCGGGAUAACACCACAGGGUCUAAUUCUUCCCUCAACACCUCGCUGCCUUCACCUGGUGCCUGGCCCUACAGUGCCUCUGACAACUCCUUCACCAACGUUCAUAGCACUUCAGCAAAGUUCCCUGAUUACAAAUCCACGUGGUCCCCAGAUCCCAUAGGACACAACCCCACUCAUCUCUCCAACAAGAUGUGGAAAAACCACAUCUCCUCCAGGAACACUACACCGCUGCCCCGCCCACCUCCCGGCUUGACCAACCCCAAACCGGCAUCUCCCUGGAGCAGCACAGCACCCCGAUCCGUCAGGGGGUGGGGGACCCAGGACUCUCGGCUUGCCUCAGCCUCUACCUGGAGUGAUGGUGGCUCAGUUCGUCCUAGUUACUGGCUCGUUCUUCACAAUCUCACUCCACAGAUUGAUGGGUCAACCUUGAGAACGAUCUGCAUGCAGCAUGGUCCACUGCUGACAUUCCAUCUGAAUCUAACCCAGGGCACUGCCCUGAUCCGAUACAGCACCAAACAGGAGGCGGCCAAGGCCCAAACUGCACUGCACAUGUGUGUGUUGGGAAACACUACCAUCCUGGCUGAGUUUGCCACCGAUGAUGAAGUUAGCCGCUUUUUGGCACAAGCUCAGCCCCCUACACCUGCAGCAACCCCCAGCGCACCAACCGCAGGGUGGCAGUCCCUGGAAACCGGCCAGAACCAGUCAGACCCUGUUGGACCUGCGCUGAACCUUUUCGGUGGGUCUACUGGGCUCGGGCAGUGGAGCAGCAGUGCUGGCGGCAGCAGUGGGGCCGAUCUUGCUGGCGCUUCGUUGUGGGGGCCCCCAAACUAUUCUUCUAGCUUAUGGGGAGUCCCAACGGUAGAAGAUCCCCAUAGGAUGGGCAGCCCGGCUCCUUUACUACCUGGUGACCUUCUGGGAGGAGGGUCGGAUUCAAUCUGAACUUAGAACUUUCAACUCUGACCUCGUGACCUUUUUUGGAACAGCAGCAGCACUAACUUGACCUUUUCGUUUUUUUUUUCAACUUGCAAUAAAUACAUUUUUAAAAGGAAAAAAGAAAACGGAGAGAGGAAAAAAAAAAAAAAGGUGGGUCAUUGACAGACUGUCUGAGCACAUAGUUGCCUCCCUUAUAACUUCAGUUUUUCGUUUGGAAUCUGAAUCCAAAAAGAGAACAUAUCACUCUUGAAAUACUUGAAUCAUGAACGCCAACCUAGAAAGACAAUGUGAAGCAAGUACACAUACCAUUUAAAUUUAAACACAAAAAAUUAAAAAAAUUAGUUUCUAGUUUUUCACUUUUUUCAUGUUAUAUGGAAGUUGUUGCUAAGAAACAUAUAUACUGAAAAAAAUAGCUUUUUAACUUUGUUUGCACUGGGUGUGUUUCCGUCCUUAGGUCUACCAUGUUUGGGUGGGAGGGAAAUUCAAAAGAAUUGUUGGGGGAGGGGGGAGGGAAGACUUGACGGAGCCUCACUUUAAAAACAAAAACACAAAAAACCUAAAAAAAGAAAAAAAAGAAAAAAGAAAAAAUUUGUGAUUGGCUGGUUGAUAAAUACCAGUGUGUUCUGGCACAUGUAACUGCCCAGGCAUGCUCGUUCUGGUAUGUGUGUGCACGUGUGUCCAUGUGCAUUCGCGUGCAUCUGCCUCUCUGUCUCUGUGUGUGCCUGUGUCCUGCCCUCCUCCUGCCCUACCCUGAUUUCUCAGAAAGCUGCAUUGCUGACAGUCCGCAGGCUGGCUGGCCGGCCGGCCAUCUGCAUUGGCUUUUUAUUUUCUUAGUUUUUUAAACUAUGAGAACACACGCGCACGGGGAAGCCGCUGCAACUCAAGCCAUUUGGUCAAGGCUGCAUUAAGAGAAGCGUGCUUUUCCAUCGUCUGAGCAGGGAGCUCCUUGCCAUUUGCGCAUUCGCCUGAGUGUGAGGUUCUCUAGCUUUUCUCUCAACCUAGCAGCAGAGCAGAGCACUGCCAAGUCCAACAGUUGGAGAGCAGGACGUGUCCUUUGGGGUAGCUGUGUGUUUAUUUCUGUUUUUUAAAGUGAGUGGCUGCUAGGCGCAUUGAGGUCUUUGUGCAGUUUCAUGCAGGCCUUUUUGUUAGUUUGGGAACAAAAGAUAGUUUUUCAGUUAUGUGAUGUCACAGAAGCAGAGAUGCUGUGUUCCUGCGUCCCUGUGUGAUCAGGUGUGAGAGAUUUGUCAAAAGUCUGGUGAUGUGAUUGAAUCUUCUAUUGGUUCUCAUUGUCAUCUGAUGAAAACCAACAGCAGUAAGUUGUGAGCAGCCUCCUGGAAGCAUCGCAGCUCCUCCUCCUCUGCUCCUCCCUCUCUGCUCCUCCUCCUACUCCUCUUGCGCUGAGCGCUACCUGUGCCAGGCCGGGGCGUGUUACAACACCAGGCCAUCACUGACAGAAACGUUUACUUAACGAAUGUUCUUAAACCAGUGUGUACUUCAAGCGUUUCCCUUUGUUUCUCCGUGUUGUGUAUUUCCUGUGUAUGUGGUUUUGCUUAGGCAGGAAUAACUUAGCAAAGACUUUUUUAAGUAUUGCACCUUUUUGGUUUUGACCUCUUUUUUUUUUCCUUGUAAUGUUGCUUUUUUUCCUUUUUUUGUAUUUAAAUUGAGGGGUUUUUUUGUUUUUCUUUUUAAGCAUCAAUGUAGUAGUUCUCUGGGCCGAACAGGAGGCAACAUUUAAUCCACAGUUAUCACCAACUUGUAUGUACUUUGUUGGAAUCAAAAUAUAUCAAAUUGCUUAUUGUGAAGAAUGACAGCAGACCUUACAGAAACCCCUUUGCACCAAGCAGCUGGGGGGUGGGGAGAAGAAGGGUGUGCAGGUAGCGUGCUAGCACUUGUGUGAUUGUCCCAGUCUGCAUCACACUGUUCAACAUGAAGUGCCGACAUUCUGUACCAGCAAAUACCUGCCCAUUCCAGCCCCUAGCGGGAGCAGACUUCUGUCAUCUGUAACUCGCUGCUGUUGAGGACAAGGGAGUUUUUCUUUUCUUUAGCAUCUUCAGUGAAGGACACAAUAAUGCCUAAUGUAUUUGACUUUCAGCUUGUGUCUUUGUGUAGGUGGGUGGAGGGGUAUGUUAAAAGGAAAAGGAAAAAAAAAAAGAUCAACCUAAUUAUUUACAUGAGAGUGGUUUUGUGAGACAAUGAAUGGGAAAUUCUGUAGUUCUGUUGGCUUGCUCUGUUGAUUAUAAACCUAGCCUUGAAAGAGAUUGACAGGCAUAAUUCAAGUUGAGCAGUCCUGCGUGCGGGGUUGUGGGAGCCCCCCACGGGUGGGUAGGCAAACUUGAGUGUGCAGUGCUGGUUUGUUCCCACGGAUGCCUUGUUCAAACUGACUGUGCCCUCCUCCUGCUCUUCAGUUUUAUCACCAUGCCCCUCCCACCUUUGCUCUCCUACAAAAUGUCUCCUAGCCCCCGUUGACUGACCUCUGCACUGAGCAGAACCCUGUCAUCUGUGACAGGUAACCUCCAGGUGAGGCGCAGCUUGUGUUCAGACAUCUACAGACAGAAGGCUAAAUCUUAAGUGUCCCCAGGCUAGGAGCUCAUCUCAAGUCCUCCUGUGAGCCACUGGGGACUGUCCACUGCCGCUCUUGGUUCACGGCCAUGUCCUGCCCUGCCCUCUUCCUCCUGCCUGUUGGGUCCUUGCCUGCACUAUGGCUUAGUUGAGUUCCUUACGAUACUACGGUGAAAGCCGGGUGCUAGAGCCCCUCUUGUUUACAAGACAUAAAUGAGGGAUUUGAAAUAUGUAAAAAUAAACAUGAGAAGCUAAAAUGUUCUUCCAUCAUAAGCUUAAAGGGAAAAAAACUAAAAACUUUUAAAAAAAGACCAAAAAGUGCAUGUGUGUAUAUAUAUUUAUAUAUAUACAUAUACAAAUACAUAUAUAUGCAUACAUACACAUAUAUAUUUUAGAUGAAGACUAACUCUGGGAGCAUUUAACAGUGUUUUUGUUUUGUUUUUGUUUUUAACAUUUAUUUUCCUGCUUUAAAAUUUGCAAGCAUUCUCAGGAAUUCUAGGGUAGGAAGCCAGUUUUUGAAGAUGGUUUAUUUAACCGUAUCUUAUCCUAGAUAGGCGGCUGUUUCUUUCCUGCUAAUAAACUUCUACAAGUUCCUGAAACUUCAGAAAGUUUAAAACAAUUUUUACUUAGAAAAAACAUGUAAAAAGAAAAGUCUUCAAAUGUUAUUGUCAUACUGGGGAAGUCAUACAUUUUAAAAACACAUAGAGAUAUUUUUAAAAAAUGAUCAGUUUAGCAGCAAAAGGUAAAUUUGUUCACUUGGAAGCUGUGGGAGAAGGAUUCAAGCUUCAGAGAGUCAUCAGGGGCCUGUUUGAGGUCAGGAUGUGACUGCAUGGGGAGUGUUUGGUGCACAGAGGAAACAGUUGCAUGCCGCCUUUUCUUCCAUAAAAGGUUAAACAGAAAUCUCCCCAGUCAUUUUUUUUAAUGGAGCCCUUCUCUCUACCCCUGUAACCCCAGCAACAACAACAAAAGGAAUAAAGACAACAGCUUAAAAAGAAGGAAGAAAAAAAAGUAACCCUAAUCUGUAAAAUAGUGCAGAUGGAUUGCUGAGAAUAUAUGUGAAGAGUUAGGAACUAUAAGUUAAUAAAGUUUGGAACAACUUUUAAAUGUAGGCAUUUCUAAAGGAAAAUUAUGGACUGUUCUCUUAAUGAAGAAUGUCUUGUCUCACCUCCAUUUGUAAUGGGAGGAGGAGAAAACAGAAGAAUCUAAUAAGGAACAAGUGAUUUUACUUUUUUUUUUUUUUAAAGCUCCCAGCUACUGUUGUGCUUGUUUUAAUAACUGUUUUGAAAUCUGCUGCUUAAUUAUGCCCAUCCCUGGAUGGCAGAGAUGUGGAGUGUUUCAGUUUUGGUGAUGUUGAAUUCUCUUUUUGUAUUCCCUCCUGGGGCUGGGGGUCAGAAUUCCCACACGUAACCACAGCUUCUUUCAAACAUUAAGCUCCCUGGUGGGAAAGAAACUCCAACUCCACAGGUGAAGGGAGUGGGUGGGAUUGCUGCCUGAUUUCUCUAAAACCGCUUGAGUGCCUUCAUUCAUAUACCUAGACAUCCUUCGUGGCUGCCCAUAAAACUGGAGUCCUCCUGGAUGGGCUCCAAAGGCAGUAGGCUAGAUGAAAAUAAGUAGAUAAAAGUCAAGGCAGGUAAAUAGGCUUUUAUGUCUUGAUAAUGUGGAAUGCCAAGUUCCUUCCUGUGUUGCCAGUCCCUGCUUGGGUGUGAUGACUUCUUGUCCCAGCUAUAGUGCCUGGGAAAAGUCUCUUUGUGGUGGGCCAGUGGAAGGGUUCCUAUUUUUCUGCUCCUGUUCUCCUUUGUCCACCCCCUACCCUGUCCCAUCAUCUUGCUAGAAGCUUUGCAUUUUUGGUUGGUAAUGACCUUAAGAGCAGGAUUGACUGCCAGGUGUCCUAGAAGAGGAAAGCUCUUUUCUUUCCUUGGUAUUCGUUGGCAAAAGCCAGGUCUACCAAGAAGCUAAGGGACUUAGUUACACUUAGAAAAUUCAGUAGGAGCAUCCUUUCUCCUAGCACAUUCUGGCAUGUGGACAGAGGCUUGCUGGGCCACCCUCAUUACAUAGAUUUAUUUAAUAUUCAUUUUCAACAUGGAUGUGUGAGCUUUCCAUUGUGUACUAGCUUCUUCUAUUUAGAAAACAACAACACUUGAUUACUAGUGGCUGGGCGUUUCUUAUUCACAUCACAGACUUGGGUUCUCACCAGUUCUUGAGUAGCCAAAAGAAAAGAGGCACAAGUAAGGCAGGGAAUGCCUUCCAUCAGGCAGGACCACCUCUGCUGCCAAUGAGACUGUGCUAUGAUCUCAUUUCCACGUGACAGAAGACUGCUGUAAAGAAACAGAUGCUCCCCUAACAUCUCCAAAUACUCAGUCCCUUACCCUUGAAAUUUUCCACUUUGGUCGGGUUACCAAUCAGCAGUGCUGGUUCAAUCCCUGUACCACAAAAUAGAAGAUUUCAAGCCACUCUGAUCAGUGCCCCUUCCCUCCAUUUAUUGCCAGUUAGUUUUAUGUAUAGCAGCUAGAUUUUUGUAUUUCUGUGGCUUCUGUUCUAAUAAUUGUUCUCUUCUGACAUGAAUGUAGCAUAUAUCAGCAAUUGGUUCUGCCAAGCCCCUGUGGCUUGAAGGUCUGCUGUAAGACACUCAGCGGGAAAAAAUUUUUGCCUAAGAAUUUGGAAACUCCCUUUUUAGUGUGUCUGUCAGAAACUAAAAGUUCAUGGGCUAUUAACUUGCUGCAAAUAUUCACUCUUUGGGGUUUGGAGAUCAACCCAUGCUAGGAAGCACUCUACCACCAAGAACCCCAGCUCUUCACUCCUGCUUUCAUUCUUUGGUGGGGGGUGAGAGGGUGCAGGGAGAGCAGGCUUUGUGAAGUUAAUAGCCAGAUUCCAUUUGACCUCAGAAGAUGUAUACUUUUUCAUUUUACUUUCUGUAUUCUGUGUUCUGGCUCUUCUCUUAGUAUCUGUUCUGAACAAACAGAAUGUCAGUCAAUCCUGUUUUUCUCCCCAGCAUAAGCAGGCUGUUGUCAGCAUUGUUGGUUUCUAAUAUUAGGGCCUGAGUCUUCAUACAGAAAAGGUCCCAUUCUUCCCCACCCUCAAAGUGAAAAUUCAGCAUAUAAAGCUUUCUUGUUUAUUGCUUUGCCUUUUUUUUAAGUAUCCAUAAGGUCUUCAGUAGGAGUACAGGUACAUUUUUAGCUGGUUAAAAGAGAAAAAAAGUCACUUUCCAUUUUUUGCCAAGCUUUGUCACAUUUCAUUGUGCAUUUACUAACACUUCUUAGUGUCAUUGCAAAAAAAAAAAUCUCAUUCUGUGAUGGUGGAUUUCCUCCUAGCUACACUCGAUGGUACAGCUGAGAAUCUUCUAGCCUGUGGUAUAUACAGUGAAUUUCCCUCUGUAGACUUGAGUAGCCAUUCAGAAUCCACUAGAGCCUUGACCCAUACCAUACCAUACCCUCUUGGUUCCUUGUCUACAAAGACAGGGGUGUCAUAUAUUCUAGAAAUACACAACUCUCCAGAAUGCUGACAAGGACAUCAUC